AUGGCUUGCCCAAUCCUGGACCUUCCUUCAGAGCUCCUAGCAAAGGUGGCUCUUCACACCUCACAUACAACAGAAACCCACCCUUCAACCGUGAAAUCCUGCAUGUUAACGUGCAAGACUUUCGCAGAGCACUUCCGACCCCGCCUCUUCCGGCGCGCAGCAAUCGAGUUGGAACGCAGCGGGCCCAUCGAGCGUCUCCUCGCGAUCCUCUCCGCGAACCCGGGGUAUGGAAAAUAUGUCAAGAAUUUGGUUAUCGCGACAUCCUCGCUGUCCACCGUGCACUGCCCCGCACUUCCGGACUUGCUCCUUCAUCUCACAGAGGUCAGCGACUUGGCGAUGGACUCGAUUUCGUUCCUGUCUCUCCCUGAACCAUUGGCACAAUCGAUAUCAUCGCUUUGCACAAGGAGUCCCCUCUCGACACUCCGUAUCUUCGCCUGUAAAGAUUUCCCACUGGAUUCGGCGCUCAACCCGAGGGCACAAAUGAUCACCAUAUACGAGCCAUCGUUCUGCCACUCGGAAAACGAGGGGGAGCCUGUCGAUGCGGGGACGCGUCAAGGAUCGAAUCUCAGAGUUCUCAGGGUCACCGUCCCCUCCAAGGACGUCUUUCCGUGCCCCCGACGCCUCCUUACAUUCGCUGCUAAUUCGUUGGAGGUGAUGCAAGUCAAUGCGCUUGAAAUGCGGCCCUUCUCCCUCGAUCUUGAAGGCCUCGUCUGUCUUCGCCACCUCCUCUUCAGCCUAUCCGGCGUAUGGCGCAUCGACGACGCACUCCACCUCGUCACCAGCCUCGCUCGCUCGCUUCCUUCCGUCGAGCAAUCGCUCGAAACGAUUUCGAUUUCCUUUGAUAUCUUAGACCCGAGCGUCUUCAUGCACCUCGUCGAUGCAGCGGCCGAAUGGGGGGACCUGGGGGGUGCUCUGCAGGAUCGGACGCGCUUGCCGAGGCUACGUGAGGUGCAGGUGGAGUUUGGGGUUAGGAAUUUGUUCGCUGCUGGGCCGUUACCUGAGGAGGAUACCUGUAAGCGGAAAGCGGAGGAGAUGGCGCGUUUGGCCUUUAAGGAUGUGGAAGCAAAAAUCCGGGUCUCUGUGGAGAUUGGGAAUUCGUAA
Coprinopsis cinerea okayama7#130 is the source of this 1101-nucleotide messenger RNA. RefSeq lists its product as hypothetical. The coding region runs from base 1 to 1101 and encodes 366 amino acids. The record is from RefSeq and is a predicted model, not a curated record. The transcript has 2 exons. Lineage: Eukaryota; Fungi; Basidiomycota; Agaricomycetes; Agaricales; Psathyrellaceae.